Striga asiatica is the source of this 2063-nucleotide messenger RNA. NCBI's taxonomy places the organism in Eukaryota, Viridiplantae, Streptophyta, Magnoliopsida, Lamiales, Orobanchaceae. The record is from the annotation of a GenBank genome assembly.
UUUCUAUCAUUUAAAAAAAAAAUAAUGAAACUCAAAAGUCAAAACCCGCAACAAAAUGCGGUAAAAAACAAAAAAAAACAAACGCAUCUCAUCUCAUAUUCGUGGAUCCAACUCUACACUCAUCACCAUUUGCCCCCACUUCUCUCACCCCUCUUUUUUUUCUUUCAGUCGUUCACGCACAUACAGCACACACUCCACUCCAAAAUUAAAUGCCAAAGUCGAUAAACAGGACUCUCAUUUGCUUUUCGCUAUGCAUUCCCCUACUCGUCGGCUCCUUGCUCCUCGCCGGGACCCUCGACUACAGAUCGCAGUUCCUCUCCUUCAUUCCUCAGCUCUCCUCCGCCGUACGUUGCCAGGACGGAUCGCCGCCCCUCCGCGUAUACAUGUACGAUCUGCCGCCGCGUUUCAAUGUAGGGUUGAUGGACCCGAGCUUCCCCAAUGAUACUGCCGUGGCGGCGGCCAAUAUUCCGGCCUGGAGGUGGGGCGAUGGGCUGAGGAAGCAGCACAGUGUGGAGUACUGGAUGAUGGCUUCGCUUUUGUGCGAGGGGAACGAUGGAUCGGGUUCUUCCAGGGAGGCAGUUCGGGUUGUGGAUCCGGAAUCUGCUGAUGUCUUCUUCGUGCCUUUUUUCUCCUCUCUUAGUUUCAAUGUUUACGUUCGGAAUAUGGCGGACUUGAAUACAGCAGAUGAAAAGUUGCAGCUCGAGAUGGUAAAUAUCUUAAGAGCAUCUGAUUACUGGAGAAGGUCUGAUGGGCGAGACCAUGUGAUUCCGGUGCAUCAUCCCAAUGCUUUCAGACAUUAUCGGGAUAAAGUUAAUGCUUCCAUAUUCAUUGUUGCGGAUUUUGGUCGCAUAAUGAAAAUUUCUAGUCUGGCAAAGGAUGUUGUAGCUCCCUACCCACACAUGGUAGAAUCAUAUCUUAGUGAUGACCAUGAUGAUCCAUUCAAAUCUCGUGAAACACUUCUCUUUUUUCGUGGAAGAACUAAGAGGAAAGACGAAGGAAUAAUUCGUGCUCAGCUGCAUAAGAUGCUAAAUGGAACAAAAGAUGUCAUAUACGAGGAAGCUUAUGCGUCAGAAGAAGGCUUCAAGGCUUCUACCGAACAAAUGCGUUCAUCGAAGUUUUGUCUCCAUCCUGCGGGUGACACUCCAUCUUCUUGCCGUCUAUUUGAUGCUAUUGUCAGCCACUGUGUUCCUGUUAUUGUGAGUGACAGAAUCGAGCUGCCUUUUGAAAGUGAGAUAGACUACAAGGAAUUCUCCAUUUUCUUCUCAGUUAGCGAGGCACUUAAACCUGGCCACUUGAUAAAUGAGCUCAGGGCCGUUACCAAAGAAAAAUGGAUUGAAAUGUGGUCUAAAAUUAGAAGCAUUUCUCACCACUUUGAGUUCCAAUAUCCCCCAAUGGAUGAAGAUGCAGUCAAUAUGAUUUGGAGACAGGUGAAGCAGAAGGUACCUGCGGUUAAGCUUGCUGUACAUCGAAGUAGGAGGCUGAAAAUACCCGAUUGGUGGAGAUAGUUUCUUGAGCCUCUUCUUUCAGUUUGUAUAUUCAUAUAUAUAUUCUUUGGAUUAUCCGGUGGAUUCGUUUCCAAUGUUCAUCCGUGUUGUUCAACACAAGUACCUACAUAGUUGAGCUAUUUUCUGCUGCUCUUUGCUUCCAUAGUUACAGUUGGUUUACACAAAAACUGGUCGAGGUUUGAUUUGUUUACAGGGGAACACCGUUCUCUUUAAAAAUUAGUUGAAAUUUGUUUGUCUUACAAAGUGCAGUGAUUUGUAAGUCUAGGAAAUGAACGAGUUUGUUUUGUAUUUGGUCUAAACCUUGGUGAGUUUCUAUGAAUACUCCUCACGGUAGCGAGAGCUGUUGCUGGCAAUGAGUUUGUAUAGCUGAUAUUUUUUUCUACCAGGAGCUUUUACUUUGUAAAAGAAGAAUAUAUUUAUUUUGGUCAUCAAAUUUGAAAACUUACGAACUAUUUUCCGUUUUCAAGAAUCCAAUUUUUCUGAUGGGAGGGAUAAGAGAUUCUGUUGGCUGCAGGCUGAAUAAUUGUCUGGUUACAUGUCUUUUUUUUUUUUUUUUUU